AUGAAAUUGAAAGUGUUGAGCAAAACUGGAAUCUUUGUACCAGAGAUGUUGAAGUUUGAGAUCCUCUCCAAACUUCCUGUUAAAUCCUUGACACGUUUCAAGUUAGUUUGCAGGGAUUGGUCUUCAUCUUUUCAUACCAAACUUUUUAUUACAAAACAUCAUCAGAACAACCUCAGAAACAACCACCUUAAUCUCCUCCUCAAACGUAGUCAUGGUAACACCCAUGAUGACAUCUAUUAUUUCUCUCAGCUUUCGACUGAGAAAGGUCAAAACUUUUCGGUAAAUCAUAACAUUCGCUUACCCUUUUUCGAGAAUAAUUUUUAUGCUCCUCUAAUUUAUGGUCCUUGUAAUGGAUUGUUGUGUUUACAUGAAUUUGCUAAGGUUGCUCUUUGGAACCCAUCAACUAGAGAGUUGAAAACCCUUUCUCAAUCCUCAGUCCAACGCCCUCCUAAUCUUGGUUACACCGCUUUUGGCCUUUGCUUUGGUUUUGGAUACGAUCCUCAAACUGAUGAUUACAAAAUUGUAAGAUUCGUUGUUAAUUAUGUUGUAGAUGAUGGAUAUGAAGAUAGUACGCAAGUUGAGUUAUAUUCACUUAAAAGCGAUUCAAUGACGGAAAUUGUAGUUCCUUACGAGGGUCCUUAUGGCGGUGUUGUGUUUAAUACAUACGUAAAUGAGUUUUAUUAUUGGCAGGCACUAGGGGAUUCCGGUGAGCUUGUUCUUGCAUUUGAUAUGGCUGAUGAAAAGUUUUCAACUUUACCUAUGACUGAAUUUUUUUCCGGUGAGCUUGUUUAA
Molecule: messenger RNA, 792 nt
Organism: Hibiscus syriacus
Lineage: Eukaryota; Viridiplantae; Streptophyta; Magnoliopsida; Malvales; Malvaceae
Product: F-box/kelch-repeat protein At3g23880-like
Exons: 1
Coding region: 1-792 (263 amino acids)
Molecular function (GO): protein binding
Source: RefSeq, a predicted model, not a curated record